This is a messenger RNA of Populus trichocarpa (black cottonwood), 2236 nucleotides long. RefSeq lists its product as uncharacterized. NCBI's taxonomy places the organism in Eukaryota, Viridiplantae, Streptophyta, Magnoliopsida, Malpighiales, Salicaceae. The transcript has 6 exons. Bases 213 to 1805 code for a protein of 530 amino acids. The record is from RefSeq and is a predicted model, not a curated record.
CUUUAGGUUUAUAACGUCUACCACAACAACAUUCACUUCCCUCACUUUCCUCCUCUCGCCGCACAGCCAACCUUCCAAACUCCCACUCUCGGUCACUGCCACCUCUCUCUCUCUCUCUCUCCGCAAGUAGCAAAACACAGAGACUAAUUAUGAAGGAAUUUAUUUUAGAGCAGUGGUCAUUAAUGAGUCAAUGUGAGCUUGGCUAAGAUUCUAUGGUUCCUGCACAACCAGUGAUGGAUAUCAAACCAGAUUGUAAACUGCAAAAUUCCACUAACAUUGUGAUUGAUAGAGAGAAUAAAAAUGUCCAGGAUACAUCAGAUGGUCUGGGUUUAAGGUGCAAGAAUGAAUGUGAGGAAACUAUUAAUCAGGUAAACACUCUGUUGGAUGGAAAAGCUACAAUUCCAAAGGACUUUGAGGAUGUUGAAGUUGAUAUAGUUACGUGUACAAAAAUUAAUGAGACCAAAUCAGCUUUAGUUGAAGAUCCUGAUGCAACUGAAUAUUCAAGCUCAUUUGCCGACACUACUUCUGAUCCUGAGAAAUGUUCUGGACUAAGCGAAGCUGAAAUGGAAUCACAGUUUUUUGGUGACAGUGAUUUGGCAUCGCCAUUUGAUGAUGCAUUUAGUAGCAUCUUUCAGACAAGGAAGAAGAAGUUAACAAAUCAUUGGAGGAAUUUUGUUCGUCCUCUAAUGUGGCGCUGCAAAUGGACAGAACUGAAAAUCAAAGAAAUUAAGUCUCAAGCAUCAAAAUAUGCUAGAGAAAUUGCAGCAUGUGAACAGAAGAAGCAUUCAGGAAUUUAUCAAUCUACAUUUGAAGGUUUUUGUUCAAAGUCCCUGCCAUUUUCAAAUGAGUGUUACAGAAGAAAGGCUGUAAAGAGGAGGAAACGCAAGAGAGUUGAAGACACAAAUGAUGCAGCAUCAUACAUGACUCAUCAUAACCUUUUUUCUUAUCUGGAAAACAAGAAAUCCAAUCCAGAGGGCACUUCUAUGAUUGAUGAUUUUAGCAAUACAGCAAUCACAGACCAACAUGUUGAUGGCAAUGAUAAAUCUGGCGUUGACAAUGACGAAAUGUUUAUUGAGUUUGGAGAUGGUAAUAAAUCCUUGGAGCAGGUCCUUCGGAAAAUUGAAAUUGUGCAUUCUCGGGUUCACAAGCUGAAGAAUCAACUUGACAUGUUGAUGUCAAAGAAUGCCUCCAAGUUUUCAUCCUCGGAGAAUCUGAGUCUUCUUGCAGCAUGUGAUGCACAGACUAGCUCUGCUCCUAGUCCUACAUUCUCUGCUGGCAAUGGAGAAACUAUAUCAGCAGGAGCUAUUUAUCCUGCAACUCAGAGUAUUCCUGGAUAUGAUAUUGGAGAUCUGGUUAUGCCUGAAAGUGCCAUGUCUGGUUUUGGUGAGGCUGUUCAUGUGCCUGAUAUUAUUGAAAGCACAGUGGGACUUUUGUCUGAUGCUGAUGUUACCUUCCAUCAGCCACAAAUUGGAGAUUCAAGCGAAAAUAUUGUGGAUAAUGUCCUGAUACAAAAUCAAGCAGCUGAAGGAGAGCAAGACACGUUCAUGGCGACAAAUGUUCAACUCAUCGAAAAGCAUCAUGAACCAGAGAGAGGUGAAGAAGGAGAAAGCAGCGAUCCUUUUCUAACUCCAAAAUCCGAACCUGAUUCAAUGGAAAAAAACAUGGGGUCUCAGGGGCAAUCAGUUCUCAAAUCAUGUUUGGCCUCCGAUCUCCAAAUUCCCAGAAACAAGAGAAAGCGAGGGGAACGAAAAGCUGGUUCAGGUGGUUGGAACAAGAAAUGCUCAGGUGAGCCUGAUAGCCAGUGAUAUGUUCAAAUUCUUUAUCGUUACUGGCUCUACAAGUUUCCAUCGCACAAUUUUCAAGCUGCUGGAAGUGGUACUCUGUGCACAAGGCAGAUGAAGUACCUUCACCUCGUUAAUGAACUUGUAUCCUAAUAAAAUUCAGUCCAAUAGUAGCAGCAUGUAGCAGGUAGCAGAACUUACUAGUUAAGAACAGGUAGUUUGUUUGAUGCCGCAAAUAGGAUCAGUCCCGGAGCCUAACUUGUAUGACCACACGUCCUCUGUACAUUAGGUAUGCACUUUUUGUGCUAGAUUUAGUUAGAAAUCACAUGGAAGGAGUUGAUAGAUUCUGACAAUUGGUUUGCAUUUUUGUUUUUAGUGAUGUCACUGUAAACGAUGGUUGUUUGUAUACACACAAAUACAGAUAUCUAUCUAUCUCCUUAGCAGAUUUGUUGAGA